AGGUUUUUCUUGACAAUAUGUACUCCAAUGGAGAACGAAAUUUUUGGCUUUUAGGUGACAGUGGAUAUCCUCAAUUACCUUAUUUAAUGACUCCUAUUCCGGGAAACAAUCUCUCAGAUUCUGAACAUAAUUACAACAGACAUCACCGGAAAGCAAGAAACUGUGUAGAACGCUGCUUUGGAGUGCUGAAAUCCAGAUUUCGAUGCCUGUCAAAAGAUAGAGUGCUUAUGUAUGACCCAGUUUUAGCCGGAAAAAUUAUAAAUGCUUGUAUAAUUUUGCACAAUAUCAUGAUAUUAAAUAAUAUAAGGUAUGAAAUUGAGGAUGAUGAUAACAUAAGUUUUGAUGAAGAGUUUAAUUUAGUUGAUGAAAUAACUAGUACUCAUCAUGGUAUUGCUGCAAGACAACAAAUUGUAAAUAACUAUUUUAAUUACUGAGAUUUGUGGUUUGCUCACAUUUACAUGCAUGUACAAUGUACAUAUGUAUUUGUGAUGAGCUUAUUCAGUUAGUUACAUGUUUACCAGUUUUGUUUAUUAAGUCUAGCGCCUUAUAUAACCAGCAUCGUAUAAAUCCACAUUUCAUACUUUGUACAAAAAUUAAAAAAACCAAAGAGAUUUACCAAUUUCCCAAAAUAUUUAAAACUUUGCCUUGAUGUUAAAUAUUUUUUUGUUGACGGUGCCAGGUAUUUUCUUCUAUAUAAUAGACGUUUCGAACAUACUUUACGUGGAAGAAAAUACCUAGCACCGUCAGCAAAAAUAACAAUAUUAAAAAUUCUAGCGUUUUGAAACUUGCUAUUUGUCCUACUAAAUUCAAUUUAAUUUGUAUUCAAUUUUUACAAACUUUCUACAAAGUGUGAAAUGUGGGUUUAUACUAUGCUUGUUAUAUAAUGCGCUAGACUUUAAUAAAAAAAUAAACAUUAUAAACAAUAUAAAAACAGGCAAAACUGGUCAAAAUGCAACUAACUUAAUUAGCUGACCACUAGGGUACAUCCUUUAAUUUAAGCAUUUAUUAUUAUUAUUAUUUUUUAAAUAAUUCAAUUAACGCUUACUCAAAUUUAAAAAACAAU
Molecule: messenger RNA, 1063 nt
Organism: Rhagoletis zephyria (snowberry fruit fly)
Lineage: Eukaryota; Metazoa; Arthropoda; Insecta; Diptera; Tephritidae
Product: putative nuclease HARBI1
Source: RefSeq, a predicted model, not a curated record